This is a messenger RNA of Cladophialophora carrionii CBS 160.54, 1707 nucleotides long. RefSeq lists its product as uncharacterized. Gene Ontology annotation, molecular function: transmembrane transporter activity. The record is from RefSeq and is a predicted model, not a curated record. Bases 1 to 1707 code for a protein of 568 amino acids. The transcript has 2 exons. Gene Ontology annotation, biological process: transmembrane transport. Lineage: Eukaryota; Fungi; Ascomycota; Eurotiomycetes; Chaetothyriales; Herpotrichiellaceae.
AUGUCUUCGCUAACCACGACCCCCACUGCCACUUCUCAGAGCAGCAUUGCUCGCAACAGCGUCGACAAGGCAGAGUCCCGUCUCACACGAGCAUCUACGCGUCGCACGCUCGAAAAAUAUGAGACCAGGCCUACACAAGAUGCCUCGGACGUGCUGGACCUUCCAUACGACAUCCUCAGCGACGAGGCAGAUAUGUCGGAGUAUAUCCAAGAGACUGCAGCGGGUGUCAUCCCAAAGAGAACCAUAUCAAGAGCAACUGGCAAGCCGGAGGAUCAUGAGCUGGUUACAUUUAAGAUCAAUGACCCUGAGAACCCGAAGAAUUGGUCAAAGCCUUACAAAUGGUGGUGUACAAUGGUUGUCGCUUUUACCUGCUUCACCGUGGCGUUCAACAGCGCUGUGAUUACGGCCGACCUUGAAGGCGUCUCUGAAGAAUUUCAUGUCUCGCCAGAAGUCUCCCUGCUGACCGUUACAAUGUUCGUCAUCGGCUUCGGCGUGGGUCCGCUCGUGUUCGCACCAGCGUCAGAACUCCUGGGGAGAAAACCUAUCUAUGUAAUCACGAUCGCCCUUGCAGUGAUCUUCGAAAUACCCUGCGCGGUCGCCCAGAACAUCGGCACACUAUUGGUGUGCCGUCUCAUUGAUGGCAUCGCUUUCUCGGCCCCUAUGACCCUUGUCGGCGGCACGCUCGCCGAUUUGUGGAAAAAUGAGGAAAGGGGGGUACCGAUGGCAGUGUUCUCGGCCGCGCCCUUCGCCGGUCCAGCGGUUGGACCGCUUGUAGGAGGCUUUCUCGGCGACGCCUCUGGUUGGCGCUGGCUCUACUGGAUUCAGCUGAUCAUGUCGGGAAUCUGCUGGAUUAUUCUCACGUUCACCAUUCCCGAGACGUACGCCCCCGUUAUUCUCGACAAACGGGCGAAGAAACUGCGCAGGGAAACUGGUGAUGCCAAAUACGUGACGGAAAAGGACCUCGACCCGCGCCCAAUGAGCGAACAGAUCCGCAGAUUCCUGGUUCGUCCUCUUCAGCUGUUAUGUCUGGAACCGAUCGUUCUGCUCAUCAGCUUGUACAUGGCUGUCCUGUACGGUCUUCUGUACAUGUUCUUCGUCGCCUACCCGAUCGUCUACGUUGAGGGAAAGGGCUACUCAGAGGGCAUCACUGGCCUGAUGUUCAUCCCCUUGGCUAUUGGCGUGGUCCUGUCAGCCUUGUUUUCACCCCUUGUUAACAAGCACUACAUCUCCCUGUGCCAUAAAGCUCCGAAUGGAAAGCCGCCGGCCGAAGCCCGCCUCAUCCCAAUGAUGUUCUCCUGCUGGCUCAUCCCCGUCGGUUUGUUCGUCUUCGGCUGGACAAGUUACCCGCAUCUUAGCUAUUGGGGGCCUAUGAUGGGUGGCUUUCCGGUUGGCUUCGGUUUCAUAUUCCUCUACAACUCGGCCAACAACUAUCUCGUCGACACUUAUCAACAUCAAGCCGCGUCGGCACUCGCUGCGAAGACGUGCAUCAGGUCGUUCUGGGGCGCUAGUGUGGUGCUCUUCACCGAGCAGAUGUAUCACACGUUGGGAUACCAGUGGGCAAGUUCCCUCCUGGCGUUCCUGGCAUUGGCGUGCUGUGCCAUCCCUUAUGUUUUCUAUUUUUAUGGUGCAAGGAUCAGGAAGUUCUCCAAGUUUGCAUUUCAUGACGAGGAUGAGGAGGUCAAAGCGGUUAGUCAGGAAAAGGUGUGA